Petromyzon marinus (sea lamprey) is the source of this 2947-nucleotide messenger RNA. It is a transcript of the gene ACOT7, whose product is annotated as acyl-CoA thioesterase 7. Gene Ontology annotation, biological process: fatty acid catabolic process; acyl-CoA metabolic process. Gene Ontology annotation, molecular function: long-chain fatty acyl-CoA hydrolase activity. The record is from RefSeq and is a predicted model, not a curated record. Lineage: Eukaryota; Metazoa; Chordata; Hyperoartia; Petromyzontiformes; Petromyzontidae. Gene Ontology annotation, cellular component: cytoplasm; cytosol.
AUCUUCCGAUUUUCAUUCGUAACAUUUUCCCGGCACACGCGAAUCGAGAAAGUGCUUGCGUCGUGACCGGCUGGCCUCAUUCCAAAUUAAAUUGUGGCCGCUCGCGCAUCGUUAAGGCUCGCAAUAUUUGACUCGCGCUUACACGUCGGAGUUUGCAAGUCAAAAUCAGAGCUUAUGCUAAUACUUCUAAUCCGUUUCGCCGCGCAAAACGCAAGGGGCUUAAGAGGCGCCCGCAACCUGUCCCACUGCAUUACAGUUGUUACUGUAUUCUUGCCGUAGUGCGUGAGGCGGCAGUUUUGCAUUCCCUACAUCGGAUAGGCAACGCGCUCCGCGUCGCCGCUUGCGAUUGGCCGAGACGCCGUUCGCGGGGUGGACUCUGGCCAAUCGGGCGCGCCGUACCAUCCGCGGUCGCUUGUGCGCGCUGGGUAAUGUGAAGGGGAGCUGUCCAAUCAUUGGAAGCCCGAUUGAGCUCGCGUUGAAAACCGGGGCGUGCAGGGACAGCCCUGCCAGCCAACUCGGGAUUGUCUUCGAGUGAUCUACUCACAAGGUUACAAAGUACACAGCGCAGCCACUUUAUACAAGUUCCAGGGCCAUGGUUCAAAUCGCCACGCGGUUGCUGCAACGGACUUGUCUCAGCCGACAGAUCAGCGUCUUUGCUCAAGUGAACAUCUCUCAAAGAACCCUCCCGAGAAAGAUGCCAGUCCACGUGUCCAGGAUAAUGCGUCCGGAUGAUGCAAACAUUGCAGGGACCGUCCAUGGCGGAACCAUCCUGCGCAUGAUAGAGGAGGCCGGCGUCAUCAUCAGCACACAGCACUGCAACAGCAAGCCGCAGCAGGCUGUGAGUGGAGAGGGGAGAGUUGUUCACAGCCUGGUUCCCACACACACUGGGAGAGGACUGCUGCUCUUCCCCAGUGCUCUUACCAGCCACCUACCACCACCACUCAGCACACGAGCUCAAACCCCCCUCGCCCAGCACGAAAACUGCGUGGCGGCGUUGGCACGUGUGGAGCGCACGGACUUCCUGUCGCCCAUCCUGAUUGGGGAGGUGGCGCACGUGGCGACGCACAUCACCUACACUUCGGACCACUCGGUGGAGGUGCAGGCGUUGGUGACGGCCGAGAAUCUGCUCAACGGCAGCAAGCGCGUGACCAACAAGGCCACGCUGUGGUACGUCCCCCUCUCCAUCAAGAGCCCGGACAAAGUGCUUCCCGUCCCGCCCAUCGAGUACGGAUGCGAUGAGGAGCGCGACGAUGGCCAGGCGAGAUACGACGCACAGAAGAGCGGGAGAGUGGAGCUCAUGGCGAAACCGGCGUUCUCCCUCACCCCUAUCAUCAGUCCCGAGUGGCGGAGCAAGGCGGAGACGCACACCGUGGGCUACAGCCAGUCCAGCCUGAUCCAUCUCGUGGGGCCUUCGGACUGUGCCAUUCACGGCUACGUGCAGGGGGGCGUGACGAUGAAGCUCAUGGACGAGGUGGCCGGCAUCGUCGCGGCGCGUCACUGCCAGACCAACAUUGUCACGGCGUCCGUGGACGCCAUCAACUUCCACCGCAAGCUGCGACUCGGCAGCAUACUGACGGUGACGGGCCGCCUGACGUUCACGAGCGCCAAGUCGAUGGAGAUCGAGGUGGGCGUGGAGGCCAACGCGCUGCUGGGGGACGGCAGCGAGGAGGAGGCCGAGGCGGAGCGCGUGUGUGCCGUCAGCGCCUACUUCACCUACGUGUCGCUCGCCAAGGACGGCAAGCCCCUCGGUGUACCGCAGCUCAAGCUGCAAACGGAGGACGAGAAGCGAUGCUUCGAGGACGGGAAGGCUCGCUACAUGCAGAACAAAGCCAGGCGCGACGCCAAGAAAGGGGGCAGCGCUUAAGGGGGGGGGGGGGGGGCGUGGCGACGUGCCGGCUGUGCCCUUGCGAGGCUGCAGGAACCUGGGUGGUUGUGUUGUUGUGCUUUAAAUAAAGUUAGGCUCCGAACACACACACACACACACGUACCAAUGGACGCUCGCACGCACGCACUCAACACACGCACCACAACACGCGAAACACGCAACACACACCACACACACUCGUAGAGAUGAACCUGAGGUGGCGGAAGGGGGGGGGAUCGCAAGGAAACCGGCACCCACCCCCUCUGCGGGCCUUGGGGGCCCGCGUCACGUGUGUGCCGCGUCACGUGUUACGUCACAUACGGGUGCCGCGUCACGUGUGGCGCGUCACGUGCGCGCCCGCGUCGAAGGUGCUGCCCAGCUCUGAGGGGUACAGCUCGGUGAGAACAUCGUGCGCGCGUGAUGUUAUGGCGAUAUGAGCAGCGUGAAGCAUCUCUCGACAACCGCAGAAUCCGUGCCGUUUAGUUUCGUCGUUAAGUGAAGUCGAUCAUCAUCCCCCCCCCCGCCGCCACCAUCAGCCCCCCCCCCCCCCCGUGUUACUGCGAGGCCUUUGUCAAUCCACUGCUGGAUGGAUUAUGUCGCGGAGGUUCGUCGCAUCGUGAUUCACCGCGCUCAUCAGUGCGGGGUCGGCGAGGUGCAAUAGCAGUGCACCGCAACAACAACAACAACAUCGACGUUGUUGCGUGCGCGCUGUGGUCUGCGUCCGCGCGCAACGUGGCGAAGCUGCGCCUGUCGCACGUUCCGGUCGCCGGCCAUUCCAGCAGUACCCCGGCCUCAACCCCCAUGUCUGACGGAAGGUUCGGUCCUGGGCAACGAUAUUGAGGGCCGUCGUGGGCUGAGUAUGAAUUAUUAACCAUACCCGAGCCGAUUAACAGAACCACUUUAGGCAGCUGCUGGCAUUGAUUGGAUUGUCGAGUUCUCCGACUGCUGUUCCCCCUCCCACCGAUCUUGGCGCCCCUCCUCCCCAGCGAGAAUUCCCCCCCCCGUGUGAAUGUCUGCACACACACACUCUCCCUCGCACUCACACACAGACUCACACACACAGACUCUCACACACACAGACUC